Habropoda laboriosa is the source of this 912-nucleotide messenger RNA. It is a transcript of the gene PGAP3, whose product is annotated as post-GPI attachment to proteins factor 3. Gene Ontology annotation, biological process: GPI anchor biosynthetic process. Gene Ontology annotation, cellular component: endoplasmic reticulum membrane. Lineage: Eukaryota; Metazoa; Arthropoda; Insecta; Hymenoptera; Apidae. The record is from RefSeq and is a predicted model, not a curated record. The transcript is spliced from 6 exons. Gene Ontology annotation, molecular function: hydrolase activity, acting on ester bonds.
AUGUUAGUAUUAAAAUGGCUUUUAAUUUUGAUAUGUCAAAUACUUUUAGUGACAAACACAGUGGGUUCGAUUGGAGAUAGAUCGCAAUUUUACAGUUUGUGUCUUGAAAACUGUCGUGACAACAAUUGUGAUAAUGAUGAUAAGUUUAAAGUACAACCUUCUUUAUCACUAAGAUUGCUUCUUUGGUCUUGUAAAGAAGAUUGUAGUUAUAAGUGUAUUUGGAAAACAGUUGAUUAUUUUACAUCUCAUGGCUUAAAAGUUCCUCAAUUCCAUGGAAAAUGGCCAUUUAUUCGUUUCUUUGGAUGUCAAGAACCUGCUUCUGUUAUAUUUUCUAUGUUAAAUUUUUAUGCUCAUAUCACUAUGUAUUGGAAAUUUAAAAGAAAAUUUCAAUCUACUUAUCCUAUGUUUUACAUAUGGACUUAUUUUAGUCUGAUAUGCAUACAUGGCUGGUUUUGGUCAUCUGUUUUUCAUGCAAGAGACACUUCAUUCACAGAAGUAAUGGAUUAUUCCUGUGCAUUUAUUAUGGUUCUUACAUUAUUAUAUUGUAUGUUGUUAAGGUAAUUUAUAAUGUUGUUAAAUAUAACAUAAUAUAACAAAUGUAAAAUCCUAUUCAACUGUUAUAUUACAGGGUUUUUAACAUUUGUUCUAACAAUGAUAUGGUGGCGUCGUAAUCGUAAAAAGUUAUCUUACAUUUCUCUGAUUGGUUGGUUCAACAUAUUAACAGUUUUUGUUACUAUACUAGAAGUAGCAGAUUUUGCACCUAUUUUUUGGAUAUUUGAUGCUCACUCUUUGUGGCAUGCUAGUACAGUUCCUCUUACAAUUUUGUUAUACAGAUUUAUGAUGGCAGAUUGUUCUUAUUUGAAUAUAUAUUAUAGUAAAUUGACAUUAGACAUUGAUCAUCACAUACAUUAA